Messenger RNA from Trematosphaeria pertusa, 1092 nucleotides. RefSeq names its product short chain dehydrogenase/reductase family protein-like protein. The record is from RefSeq and is a predicted model, not a curated record. The transcript has 5 exons. Lineage: Eukaryota; Fungi; Ascomycota; Dothideomycetes; Pleosporales; Trematosphaeriaceae. The coding region runs from base 1 to 1092 and encodes 363 amino acids.
AUGGACCUCGACACCGCCAGCCAGAGUCUCUCUCCUGCCGCAGCAUCCCACCAUCCGAAUCUAAAGCUUCCCACGAAUUGCGAUCCGCCUUCCGAACACAACCCGCCGAAGCAAGCCUCAUGGAUUGUUUUUGGCGCGACCGGCCACAUGGGGCGAUCCUUAGUUCGAGCAGUUCUGUCCCACGGUGACCAAUGUACCGCAGUAGGCUGGACCCAGGAGAACACGGUGGGGCAGAUGGAGAAAUGGCAGGAAAGGAAUUGCUUGGGACUGCUGUGCGACGUGCGGGUAAGGGAGACGGUAGACAACGUAAUCAAGAGAAGCAUCGAGCACUGGGGACAAGUCGAUGUCAUUGCAAAUUGCACUGGCUACGGUGUAAUCGCAUCAUGCGAAGACCAGGACGACUACGACCUCCGUAACCAAUUCAACACCAACUUCCUCGGCACCCUCCACAUUAUCCAACUCUCCCUCCCACACUUCCGCGCCCAGAAUCACGGUCGGUACCUAAUCUUCUCCUCCACAGCCGGCGCCCUCGGCGUCCCCGGUCUCGGUCCUUACUGCGCAACAAAGUACGCCGUCGAGGGGCUCAUAGAAUCCAUGCUGUACGAAAUCGAUGUUUUCAACAUAAAAGCCACCCUUGUUGAGCCAGGGCAUGUCAGGCUUGACGAGCCUGACGACAACAUAAUUCCAUCUAACUACACCACCGCAGGAGCAGGACCGCCUAAGCCGAAGAGAUAUGGGCAUUUCUGGGUGAAGCCGAACCCAAGCGAGCCAUACAAUACACCUACGAGUCCUGCCGGGCAUGCAAAGAGGAUGAUUCAAUGGCUGAAUGAUAGACAGCCAGUGAGCGCGGUGAAGAGCGCGGAGUUAAUAUGGCAGCUGGGACAUUGUAGCUAUCCGCCGCUGAGGCUACUGUUAGGGAGUUAUGCGGUGGAGAGCGUAAGGGAUCGUCUGAGGAGUAUUAUUGAAGAAAUCGAGGAUUGGAAGCACCUGUCCUUUCCGGUGGCUGUGCCACCUGACGAAACUAGCGCUUCCGAGAAGGGCAAACAGGGUGACAACGAGCAAGAGCAAGAUGAACAACAAGAGAAUGAGUGA